Alternaria conjuncta is the source of this 807-nucleotide messenger RNA. RefSeq lists its product as uncharacterized. The record is from RefSeq and is a predicted model, not a curated record. Bases 1 to 807 code for a protein of 268 amino acids. NCBI's taxonomy places the organism in Eukaryota, Fungi, Ascomycota, Dothideomycetes, Pleosporales, Pleosporaceae. The transcript is spliced from 2 exons.
AUGUCACAAUUGGAGAGCACGUUAGGAGACAGCCAACAACCUCUGCUUCAAUCCAUCAAAUCGUAUUCGCUCCACAUCCUAGUAGCCAUAAUCGUUACCCUGUUCCUCUUCGAAAUCACCGUUCGCCUACCCUUCCUCCUCGCACUCACCUUCGCGAUCCCCUACGUCCACAUGAUGCUCACUCCAGAGAAGCCCACGCUAAACUCUGCGUCGUAUGAGAGUGAUUCAGAGGAAGGUCUUUGCCGUCGCUCAUCCACCUUCUCAAUUGUCCCCGGCGAACCUAUUGCCCAGCAAAAAGCUCCAGCAACAUUGGGCCCAAUCAACAUCACCUUCCCCGGAUUGACUCUCUUCUUGCCAUCGACAUGGUUUCCAAGCGCGACAGACCCAGGACGACGUAGAAGACAAUGCUUGCACACCACGUACCGCGAGUCUGCAUACCAACCCCGACGCACAUUCCGCGAGGCAUUGGAAGACACUGGACCCAGGCUGCUGAGAAGGUGCGGUGCGUUUGCACUUGAGACUUUGUGCUUUCAGAUUACUUCUCGGCUUAUGAUGCGUAUGGCACAGGUUGCAUACGAAGCUAUGUCUGGAGAAGAGAUCAACGACAAUUUCGUGCAUAUGUAUGUUAUGCACGUUUUGCGCUUCUAUAAAGACUGGACUGUGGGCCUCAGCUCUAUUACUUGGUUUAUUGUGAAGAGGAUUGUUGGGAAGACAUUGCUGUCGCUGGGGAAACAGACUGUGAUGGCCGCUGGCGGCGUGAAGGAUACAAGAUUGGAAUAUGAAGAUGCGAACACAGUGCAGUUCUGA